Molecule: messenger RNA, 3325 nt
Organism: Camellia sinensis
Lineage: Eukaryota; Viridiplantae; Streptophyta; Magnoliopsida; Ericales; Theaceae
Source: RefSeq, a predicted model, not a curated record
AAAUAUAAAGUUUCUUGUAAAAUCUUUGUAAAAUUUGUGUUCAUACUGGCUUCUCUGUAGCUGCCUGAAAAUUCAAAAACUUGUAACUUUUGCAUGUGUGAUGGUAUCAUCUUUGUGAGAAGAAAAACCCUUUUUCCUUUUUUCUUUUUUCUUUGUUAAUGAUUAGGGUUUUUGAUUCUUCAGCUAUUUGGUGACCCAUUUAUUUGUGCAUUUGUCUUCUAAUUCGUAUUUAAGAUUAGCUCUGCAAACAUUGAAUUACUUUUGUAGCGAUUAUGAACUUGAACAAGUGAAUGCGUGAAAGCUGUUGAAUUGGUGGUGGAAUUGUUUGUCUAGGUUUUCAAUGCAACAAAAAGAGUACAAUAAAGCUCAUUACAAGUCAAAAACCCUAAAAUCUGAGGAAAAUCGAAGCUCUGAUGGUUUCAGCACUGGGCAAAGUAACACCAGUAUAUUGGAUCAACAGCGGUCUCGAAUUGAUGAUACGAACCUUUCUUCUGCUUCGCCUAUUUGUUCUGCACCGGUCUGCCGGCAAUUUUGGAAAUCUGGAAACUAUGACGAGGGGGGUGUUUCUAAAUCUAUCAUUAAAGAUGGCAGUAGUUAUCUACAUAUUCACCCCAGGUUCCUUCAUUCAAAUGCCACUUCACAUAAAUGGGCUUUUGGUGCCAUAGCAGAGUUGCUUGAUAAUGCUGUUGAUGAGAUUCAAAACGGGGCCACCUUUGUCAUUGUAGAUAAAACCUCAAAUCCGAGGGAUGGAUGCCCAGCAUUGUUAAUUCGAGAUGACGGUGGUGGAAUGGACUCAGAAGCAAUGCGGCGUUGUUUGAGUUUUGGCUUUUCAGAUAAGAAGUCAAAAUCGGCUAUUGGACAGUAUGGAAAUGGCUUCAAGACCAGCUCUAUGAGACUUGGGGCAGAUGUUAUUGUUUUUAGUCGCCAUUCGAAGGAAGGCUCGGAAAGGAAGUUAACCCAAAGCAUUGGUCUUCUGUCAUAUACAUUUCUGACGCAAACAGGCCAUGACAGAAUAGUAGUUCCCAUGGUGGAUUUUGAAUUCAAUACAUUUACUAGCAGAUUUGAAACCUUACACCCGUAUGGUAAAGAACAUUUCAUGUCUAAUCUUUCCAUGCUGUUGCAGUGGUCUCCAUAUUCAACAGAAUCAGAGCUUCUGAAACAAUUUGAUGACAUUGGUUAUCAUGGCACAAAAGUCAUCAUCUAUAAUUUAUGGUUAAAUGAUGAGAAUACAAUGGAGCUAGAUUUCAACUCAGAUCCUGAGGAUAUUUGUUUGAGGCAGGAUGCCAAACCUACGGAGAAAGGUAGAGGUAAGAAUCGGUACGCACUAGUAAAUGAACAGCACAUGGCUAACCGACUUCACUAUUCCCUCCGUGUAUAUUUUUCCAUCUUGUACUUGCGAUUACCUGAAAGUUUCAGCAUAAUAUUGCGUGGGAGAGUUAUUGAUUAUCAUAAUAUUGCCAGUGAUCUCAAAUUUCCAGAAUUUAUCUUAUACAAACCUCAGAGUGGUGGAUGUGUGGAGGGUGAAGUUCUCACAACAAUAGGGUUUCUGAAGGAAGCUCCACGAGUUAAUCUCCAUGGGUUCAAUGUCUAUCAUAAGAACCGUUUAAUACUGCCAUUUUGGCAUGUUGUAAGCUACACUGACAGUAGAGGCAGAGGGGUUGUUGGUGUUCUGGAAGCAAAUUUUAUUGAGCCUACCCACAAUAAGCAAGAUUUUGAGAAAACUUCUGUUUUUCAAAAGCUUGAAAACCGCUUGAAGGAAAUGACAUGGGAAUACUGGGAUUACCAUUGUGGACUCAUUGGGUAUCAUCAGGUUAAGAAAAAGCUUCCAGCACCAACCCCUUCACUGGGAUCAGCUGAUAUGAAAAAACCUGUUGUGCUUAACAAGAUUUCCUCUAUAAUGGCUACUACAAAUGCAGCACCGCCAGGUUUUGGUCUUCGGCACCUACCUACUGCUUCCUCCAAUGGCAUAGAAAGAAAGCCUGGAAAAUUAUUACCCAACUUUCAAAGGAUUUGCCUACCAGGAGAACAAUUAAAGAGGAAAGGAGAUCAUCAUUUAGCAGAACCUGAAAAGGUGAAAAGGAGGGCAGGAGGAGUCAAUGUAAUUGAUACUGGGUCCAAUCUGGAAAUACAGUCUGUCCCUACUACUGUAAAUCAGUUGGAAGGUGAGGAAGCCAUAAACUUGAUGCAAGAAUACCAGAGGCUCCAAGUACGAUGCUUGGAAUUUGAGAAGGGGGAGGAAGAACUUAAUCGUAAGGUGAUACUGCUUAGAAGUGAACUAAAAGACCUGGAACAUGAGUAUACUCGUAUGUUGGCCGAAUUACAAUUUUUGGAUGAAGUCAAGGAAGAAAAUAAUGUUCGUUAAUUGCACAUGCCUGCAAAGAAUGACGGGCGAUGCUGAAUGCUUGUGUUUUAGCAACGGAGUUGGCAGAAUGGAUUUGGCGUGGACAAGGCCAUGACAUUGUUCUGAAUGAAGCAAAGCAAUGAUUGUCAAAAUGCAUUGAGAUGCGAGGGCGCCAAUAUUUAUCUGAAGAAAUUUUGGAAGAAAACAAUUUGGGCUACAAUAUUUUUGGCAGAGACAGCAGUGGAGGCUAUGAAAUAUUGUCCUAAACGAGGAAAUUCCUAGAUUUGAGAGAACAUUCAAACUCGCAUCCAAUUUCAUUUGGGGGAAAUGUGGCAACGAAGGUGAAUCAAUUCAUGUGUAAUUUUCAUGUUUAUGGCAUUAUAAAUCACUUGGGACAUGGUGAGAUGUGGUCCAUGAGCAGUGAUUUAUGUUUAUCCUCACUGAGGGGUGUGUUGUAAAAUACAAAGUUAAAUUGCGGUACCAUGUGACUGCCUUUGCCUGUUCUGGAUAAUAUUUCGUGUUUUAUUCACCAUGAGGCUUCGUUCCCAUUUCUCCCAUAUUAUUACAGAAGCUCACAGUGAGUGUUUAGUAGUUUCAAAUCAUGUUUCCAUGGAUUACUUGGGGUUGCACACGGGGCUGCGGAGCUUCAACUCUCGGAAAAAGUUGAAGCUGCUAGUGGCACUUCAAUGUGUUCUUCCACCUUAGGGCUGGUUAUUGUUCCUUGAUGUGCGCACGGGUAACCUUUUCCACUCAUGCAUCUUGAGGGCUAGCAUUUUUCGGACAUAGAGAUCGAUGAACAUUUUCACAUUAACUAGUUGUUUACUUUUCUUGUUUGAUCCUUCUAUGCCCUCUUGCGGUCUUGUUUCUUCUUGGUCUUUUUUUUCCAGAUUAUGUGUUUAUGGUUUGUGUAUUACAUGCCUCAAUCAUCAUGUGAAAACUUGUUGCAUUUUUAAGUUGCUUCCAAAUAAGAACAAACUCCAUCUA